AUUUGAUUCCAUCGGACGCUUGACAGGUUGAAAGCGAUACGAGAAAGAGCAACACGAUGUGGAACAUAGCCCUAUUCCUCACAUUAUUGGUAACACUUUGCCUCCUUCCAACGGCCUACGGUAACGAAGCAAUCGGCCGAGGGUACUACCUCAACGGCGUCGACUUCAUCGCCAAACCGCUGUCCGGAAGUGCAGGAAAACAAGUGUUUGAUGACGUCAGCAUUAAUUGUGUGGAGGAGCCGGCGAAGGAGCGGAGGACCGGGCAGACGGAGACGUAUUACGGCAGCAAUGAGGAUUUCUAUAGCAACACGGCGUUCGCCGUCGGCCUAGAGGAAGAUGUGAACUUGGCGUACACGUUCGAAAGCACGUUGCAGGCGUUAUCUCACAAUAGCGCGGCCGAUAAGCUGAACGGGUACCUCAUGGACUACCACUCUUACAUCAAGAGCAAACAGAUCAUACCAAGAUGUCUGAAGAACUUCGAGCCGACAGAGGAGUUCAGUGACGAUUUUGAUGCUCUACCCAGUAAGGUCUCUAAUCCCGGGAGCCCUGCCUCGUGGGCAAAGUACAAGUCAUUCCUGAGAAAAUAUGGAUCGCACGUGGUGAAGGAAGUGAUUUAUGGAGUAUCAUUACAAAUCUAUUACUUUGCUGAUGAGGCUCGUAAAUACACAUCUAGUGAUUACAGGGUUUACGCGUGUGAAAAGCUGGCGGCUCCGCAAUCAAACAGCGCCGACUUCAUGAACGUUUGCUUCAAAGUCACGAAUAAGGAAAAGCAAGAAGCGGCGAACUUCGAAAUCUCCGAGAAGAAGGUUAUACGCGGUGGCACGGAGAGCACGCGGAGCAAGCUUCUAACAGGGGUUACGCAGUCGCUGAUUAACACAUUCACGGAGGACGAAGCUGACAACCACGCCACCGCUGUUCAGUACAAAUUCAUCGCAAUUUGGGACCUCUUGUCACUCAAAUACCUCGAGCCUGAGGAUAAAACUAAGACGGUCAACCUGAAAACUUACUAUGAGAAGUAUGCAGACUAGAAGCCUCUGAACAGCGGUAUUUGCAUUGGUCUUAGGCGCGCGCAACUUGGGCAAGUCACUCAAUGCAUUCUGGGAUUACUGUAUUAGCAGCAUACCUUGAAUAAAAGAGAAUACAAAUUUUA
Nematostella vectensis (starlet sea anemone) is the source of this 1150-nucleotide messenger RNA. RefSeq names its product DELTA-alicitoxin-Pse2b. Lineage: Eukaryota; Metazoa; Cnidaria; Anthozoa; Actiniaria; Edwardsiidae. The coding region runs from base 57 to 1028 and encodes 323 amino acids. The transcript has 5 exons. The record is from RefSeq and is a predicted model, not a curated record.